Penicillium brevicompactum is the source of this 306-nucleotide messenger RNA. RefSeq lists its product as uncharacterized. The record is from RefSeq and is a predicted model, not a curated record. Lineage: Eukaryota; Fungi; Ascomycota; Eurotiomycetes; Eurotiales; Aspergillaceae. The transcript has a single exon. The coding region runs from base 1 to 306 and encodes 101 amino acids.
AUGUCUGAUCAAAUAUUUCCAGAUAAUCAAGGCAACCCAGUCAGUUUGGGAUCUGCACACAAUGACAGCAUACGUGAUACGAACAAGCUUGACCCCAAGGAAAAUUCGGAUCCGCGCACCCAUGAUGCCGAGUACCUCGCCGCAAGCACUCACUUUAUGCCUCAGGCUGGAAAAUCCGCAGGUAUUACCAAGCAGCAGGAGCAGAGAGAAGAUUCAAAUCAGGAUGAUCAUCGCCAACAGAAAAUCGCUGGCAGCAGUCACUUCAUCCCCCAGGCUGGAAAACCAGCAGGCAACUCGUCACUGUGA